AUGGCCGCCUUGGUCGACGAGUGGCAGCUGGGCAAGCUCACUCUGACCGAGACGGGCCCUGCGGUGCGCAGCCUGUUCCAUCGCUACAACUGGCCCGGCAGUGCUGCAACCGCCAUCCCGACUGCCUAUCGUCAGCUUUCGGCCACCAAGGCGCGCAUCGAGACGCUGAGCGUGGUGGUCCGCUCCUGCGCGAAGGCCAAGGACCUGCCCGAUGCUAGCUUUGCCGGCCAGCAGGAGACGUACUUGAACAUCUCUGGUGAGGACACCCUCUUGGAUGCCUGUCGAGGCUGCUACGCCUCCCUCAUCACGGACCGAGCCAUCAAUGUCCCGUGA
Hirsutella rhossiliensis is the source of this 333-nucleotide messenger RNA. RefSeq names its product pyruvate phosphate dikinase, PEP/pyruvate binding domain-containing protein. The transcript has a single exon. Gene Ontology annotation, biological process: pyruvate metabolic process; phosphorylation. The record is from RefSeq and is a predicted model, not a curated record. Bases 1 to 333 code for a protein of 110 amino acids. NCBI's taxonomy places the organism in Eukaryota, Fungi, Ascomycota, Sordariomycetes, Hypocreales, Ophiocordycipitaceae. Gene Ontology annotation, molecular function: ATP binding; pyruvate, water dikinase activity.